UCAAACUUUACCUCCCCAUCAUUCAUCAUUUUAAAUUGCAUAAAGAGGGGGAAUAUAAACAAAACAUAUAGUCAAAGAUUCAAAAUCCAAUUUGACAGAGACCGAGGAGGAGGUGUAGGGUGUCCCGCAACUCCACACUCAAAUGUAACAUUGAACCGAACGUUACGAAAAUGCAAAACAAACCGCCAAGCCCCUAACCCACGUGUCUACUUCCUCCUAUGUGUCUCCCCCUCGCGACAGCUGCUCCCCGCUGUUAUCGAUUUCUCAGACACCUGUGUUCUUUCUCCUUCUGUCUCUCUGUCUCUUUCUCGCUGUGAAAGCGGCAUCUUCUCAAGGACCCAAAUUGCUGUUUUUGACAGAAAUUCAUGUAUUAGGUCGGUAGCAGCUUUUCUUUUAUCCUUAAUACUGAUACCCAUUUGGAUUUUCUUGUGUAAAAUACCCCUUUGAUCCCAAAAACGUUGACCCAUUUUGGUAUUUGAGCCAGUUCGACAAGAAAAAUUCUAUCUUUGGUUUAUGCAAGCGCCAUUGGCUACUGAAUUCAGAGAAUCGUUGGCCUAAUUCAGUUGUUGAAGAAGACUCGGUUUUCCGCCUUUUCGGUGGUUUUGAGGGCGGACUGGGUGAGUGGCAUUGGAAAUGAAUGGGAUUGAGGAGGAAGAAACUGCUUUUGAGAUUGGGGUGGUGGUUCCAAAGAGGAAUCUGAAGGACGAAAACGAGGGUUUUGAUUGUGUGGAGUUUCUUGUUGAUGAGUUCAGGAAGGUGGGUUUGAUUGUUGAAAGAGUCCAAGGCAUUGCUGAUGAGUUUAUCAAGCUGGCAGCACCUUUGGAGACUUUGGGAAGGGCUGCUGCAGAAUUACACUUAAAGAAAAGGACUCACAUUGGGAUGGAUUUACAAUUUGAAUGGGAGGAGGUUGAAGCUUUUGUGAGACAGCCUGAUGGUUCAUUGUUCAGUUGGUGUGAGCGUUUUCAUUGUUACCAUCACUUAAUAUAUGGGAUUGUGAACAAGAGCCAGUCUGCUGUAACUUUAAAAUUUGAUGGCCAAGAGUUCCAUUGGGAAGUUGGUGAAUGUUUAGUUCGGAAAUUGGAAUCAGAGCAUUUUGUAAGACAAGUCUUUCCUUUGCAUGAUGAAAUAAAGAGGAAGAAGCUCCUUAAAAUUUGGGCGCUCAACUGGUGGGAACUUACGAACCAGCCAAUCGAUGAGGUUUAUUCAUAUUUUGGGACAAAGAUUGCAAUCUAUUUUGCUUUCCUUGGAAUGUAUACGCGGUGGAUGUUCUUCCCAGCUGCAUUUGCUAUCACUUUGCAGUUAAUUGAUUUUGGGUCGUUGCAGUUAUUGGUGCUCCCUAUUUUCUUCGUAGGCAUAAUACUGUGGGCUGUAAUGUUUUCCCAGUUCUGGAAACGUAAAAACUCUGCCCUUUUAGCAAGAUGGCAGAUCAGUUAUUCAGCUGGAGUGGACCUAGGACAUAAACUUCUGGGCAUGGAGUGGAGUUCGCUACAGUCACCUGUGGAACUAUUAAGAAAAUGGGGGACCGAUAAAACAAACGAGAAAGAAGUGUACCAACGAAAUGAGUGGUUUGGAUGUCUCAUGAGAUUCAGAAAUGAUGCUAUAGUUAUCUUGAGUAUUAUAUGCCUUCAAUUGCCAUUUGAGUUGGCCUAUGCUCAUCUCUACGAGGUUAUCGGGUCUGACUUUUUGAAGUUUACGCUGACAGCCGUUUAUCUUCUUGUCAUUCAGCAUUUUACAAGGGUUGGGGGCAAGAUAUCGGUCAAGCUCAUUAAGUAUGAAAACAAUGAAACCACAGAAAAAAGGGCUGACAGCUUGGUCUACAAGGUCUUCGGUCUUUAUUUCAUGCAAUCAUACAUUGGAAUUUUCUAUCAUGCCCUCCUGCACCGGAAUAUUUUGACUCUCCGCCAAGUCUUGACUCAGCGCCUGCUUGUGUAUCAGGUGUUUGAGAACUUGUUGGAAAAUAGUUUACCCUAUCUAAAGUACAGCUACAAAAAGUACAGAGUUAGAAACAAGAAAAAACGUGAAAAAGGAUCGUCAAUCGGGAAGAUCCAGUUUACUUCUAGGGUAGAGAAAGAGUACCUGAAGCCUUCUUAUUCCGCAAGCAUCGGCGAGGAGCUUGAGGAUGGGCUAUUUGAUGACUUUUUGGAGUUGGCAUUGCAGUUUGGGAUGAUCAUGAUGUUUGCUUGUGCAUUCCCCCUUGCAUUUGCCUUCUCUGCUGUGAACAACAUUACAGAAAUUAGAACAGAUGCAUUAAAGCUGCUUACCAUGUUUAAACGACCCAUCCCUCGUGCUGCCACUAAUAUUGGAGCUUGGCUAAACAUUUUUCAGUUCCUGAUAGUGAUGUCAAUAUGCACCAACUGUGCAAUUCUAGUAUGGUUAUAUGAUCAUGAGGGGAAUUGGAGCAUAGAACCUGGACUUGCGGCUAUUCUGGUCAUGGAACAUCUCCUCCUGUUGAUUAAGUUUGGAUUCUCCCGCUUUGUUCCCGAGGAACCGGCUUGGGUAAGAGCCAGUCGAGCGAAAAAUGCGACGCAGGCGCAGGACAUGUGUUCGAAACAGCUCUUGAGGACCAUAUCUGUUGGCAAAAAGGCAUUUGGCCCGGUGAAGGAGGAAUAAUGAGAGUGACCUAGAGCCUGUAUUUUGUUGGACCGAAGAACAAAAGAACCAUGGGUUUGUCCUCCAAUACUUCUUCAAGCUGAUCGCAGCAGUGGAUAACGAAUUUGCCUGCAUUUAGGUCAGUCAGCGGUGGAUCUUGGAUGCUAGUGUUCUUUUAGGGAAAUUUUGCAUAGUCUACUAUAUGAUUUUUCUUUCCCCCUUAAAUUAUAGUGGUUCUAAGGUUUUGGUAAAAAGGGAUUUUUGGGUACACGUUUUUGGUCUUGGAGGUAUAUUAUCAUUUCGUUGUACAAAAUGGUUUUCCUUUUUUCUUAUGCUACGUCUUUUUCUUGUUCUUUUUGCGUUUCCUGAAGGAAUUGUACGACAAAAUGACUGCAAUGUUUGCACGUAAUGACAGCAAGAUUGUUACUUUUUUU
This is a messenger RNA of Alnus glutinosa, 3023 nucleotides long. Its product is annotated as anoctamin-like protein At1g73020. The record is from RefSeq and is a predicted model, not a curated record. Lineage: Eukaryota; Viridiplantae; Streptophyta; Magnoliopsida; Fagales; Betulaceae. Gene Ontology annotation, molecular function: chloride channel activity. Gene Ontology annotation, biological process: chloride transmembrane transport. The transcript has 16 exons. The coding region runs from base 634 to 2610 and encodes 658 amino acids.